GAUGUUGUAAAGCUAGCAUUGCUACAUCUGUUGGGCAAUGUUAUGUUUGGGCACCAGUCAUGUGUUAGUUUUCCUAUUGGAUACAUUAACCUAGUAGAUGAUUUGGAUGCAUUCGAUAAAUUCCCAUGGGGUGAAGUCAUAUGGGAAGAGUUGUUAACACAUGCUGGGAGAUGUGCACAAUCCCUUAAAGCUCGUGGAGGGGGAAGAGUGACAUUUGGAGGGUUUGUCUUUGCCUUACAGGAAAGCCAAGGGAAAGUGCUGAAGAUGAUCCUUGAGCAGUUAGAAAGAAAAAAGGGAGAUGAUACAGAGGAGAGGGGUUUUAAAAAGAUAGAUGAUGAAAUUGUCAAUGAGAAUGUUGAGAGUGAAGACAUGGAAAAUAAAAACAUGGGGAAGGAUACUAUUUUGGAAGAAGAUGGCACUAACCAUGGAGAUGUGGGAAAGGAUGGCACUUCCAGACAUGAUGACAAUGAUCAGUUGUCUGAAACACAGUUCAGUGAUCAGUUCUUUGAACAAAUGGACAAAGAAGUGAAUGCUAUUUUGAAAGGCACAAUUGAAGGAAAUAUCUUUGAGAAGGAAGGUGGAUCUGAUAUGGAGCCCGCAGCUAAUGCGAAUUUCGAGAAAGUGCAGUUGGAUUCUAUAAUUGAUGAACAAGGAAUCACUUGUGACAGAGUAUAUAAUUGUCUUUGUAUCAAGUCAGAUUUGGCUGUAAACAGUGUAACUGUUUAUAUUGUUUUGCAGUUGCCUGA
Cuscuta campestris is the source of this 746-nucleotide messenger RNA. The record is from the annotation of a GenBank genome assembly. NCBI's taxonomy places the organism in Eukaryota, Viridiplantae, Streptophyta, Magnoliopsida, Solanales, Convolvulaceae.